Trichosurus vulpecula (common brushtail) is the source of this 3148-nucleotide messenger RNA. RefSeq names its product zinc finger protein 287-like. The record is from RefSeq and is a predicted model, not a curated record. NCBI's taxonomy places the organism in Eukaryota, Metazoa, Chordata, Mammalia, Diprotodontia, Phalangeridae. The transcript is spliced from 5 exons. Gene Ontology annotation, molecular function: DNA-binding transcription repressor activity, RNA polymerase II-specific. Gene Ontology annotation, biological process: negative regulation of transcription by RNA polymerase II. Bases 186 to 1952 code for a protein of 588 amino acids.
UAUAUGUCUAAGAACUCAGCACAGUUCCUCCAUGGUCCAUGUUUUAGGCUAUGUGAUUGAGGUUGCUGGGUCCAUCCUCCUUUUUUUUUCUUUCUUUGCCCAUAGUUUCCCUUGGUAGUGUACAAGUGUCCAUUUUGGAUCUGGAAAAGGUUAACGCCCUAGUGGUGAUAGGUUUUAAUUUCUCAAUGAAGACCUUAACUGGAGAGAUGAUGCCUCUGAAGAAAAUGUUGGUUAUGUAUCCAUACCCCCAAAUUCCUACUCCACAUGAACAAAAUAGAAUCUUAGGCGUGGAUGUCCCCUGGAAUCAAGAAACCAUCCGAGGCGAACAGAAAUCUGACUUUGAGGCUUCUCGACAGCGCUUCAGGUUUUUUCGAUACCCAGAAGGAGCUGGUCCUCUUGAGACCCUGAGCCAACUUAGGGAACUUUGUCUUCAAUGGCUAAGACCAGAAAUUCAUACAAAGGAGCAAAUCCUGGAGUUGCUGGUACUGGAACAAUUCCUGACCAUCCUGCCUGGGGAAAUCAGAGCUUGGGUAACAUCACAAAAUCCAAAGAAGAGUGAGGAGGUGGUGGCCUUGGUAGAGGAUCUGGCCCAAAUAUUAGAGGAAGGAGAGGACUCUGCACUUGUCCAGGAGGGGAGCUCUGAGGAGGGACAUAGCUCUAUGUUCCUGACAACCAGGGCCCAGGAAGCACUGACAUUCCAGGAUGUGGCUGUAGACUUUACCUGGGAAGAAUGGGGGCAACUGGACCCUGCUCAGCAGGAUCUGUACAAGGAUGUGAUAUUGGACAACUAUCAGAACCUGAUCUCUCUGGGGCUUCCAGUUUCCAAGCCAGACAUGAUCUCCCAACUGGAGCAAGGGGAAGCACCAUGGGCUCUGAAGAGAGAAGUUGCCAAAGGUUCCUGUCCAGAUUUGGGAACUAAAUGUGACACCAAGGAUUCAAAUUCAAAGCAAAAUAUAUUUGGCGAAAAAUCAUCCCAGGAAAGACUAACAAGGGAUGGUUCUGAGCACUUGGUCAGAGAUUGGAAGUAUGGUGGCAGGUUUGAAACAAAACAGGAGGGGAACUUGGAGAGAAAAUCAAGGCAAGUACUAAUCACCCACAAGAAAAACCCAAAUACAGUGAAAGACCAUGAGUAUAAUACAUUGCAGAGAAAUUACAGUCCAGGAUCAAUCUUUGUGACACAACAAAUUGUGCCUACAGGAAAGACUUUCCAUCAACAUGGCUCACGUGAGAAGACCCUCAAAAAGCUGUCUGACCUAAUUAAACGUAGUAGAAUUGCUUCAGGAAAGGAAUCUUGUAAAUAUAACAAAUGCACUAAAGCCUUUAGUUACCAAUCAGAUAUUACUCAGUAUCCUAAAGUACCCCCUGAAGAGAAAUCCUACACAUAUGAUGAAGACUUUAGUCAAAAGGAAUCCCUGAAUCAACAAGAGAUAAGUAACAUUGCAGAGAAGACUUAUAAUUGUAAUGAGUGUAGGAACAUCUUCAGCCAAAUGGAGUACCUUGCAAACCAGAAGACAAUUAAUACUGGAGAGAAACUUGAUAAAUACAGUGUACAUGGGAAAACCUCUGAUGACUCAUCUCUUACUAAACCUCAGAGGAUUCAUUCAAGGGAAAAAUCUUACAAAUGUGAUGAGUGUGUGAAAGCUUUCAGUAACAAGUCAUCUCUUACUCAACAUCAAAAAAUUCAUACUAGAAAAAGAGGCCAAACAUAUAAUUCACGUGGGAAAACCUUCCAUCAGAACACAAGUCGUAUUCAACAUCAGAAAGUUCAUACAAGAGACAAACCCUAUAAGCAUGAAGAAUGUGGGCGGGCCAUAGGUCAAAAUUCAUCCCUCCCUGAACAUGAAAGAAUUCCUACAGGAAGGAGAGCUUAUAAUUACAAUGAAUGUGGGAAAGCCUUGAGCCAGAAAGGACAUCGUAGUAAACAGAGAAGUAAUACUAGAAAAAGAAUAUGAUAAUUUGUGUGCAUAAAGAUGAGGUCAUGCACCUGACGUGAGAAUACUAGCUUCAGUCUUGGGAAUAGCAAUUAAUAUCUUGAAGUACCCUGGUGUAUCAUGCCUAGAUGAGGGCCCCACAGAAGAAAAUCAGAGGUUAUGAGAGAGCAAGAUGUGGCUUUGGACAAAUUAGAAAGGGAGUGGUUAGGUAAUGUAAGUGUUUAGUUUGGUAGUGCAGGUACAACCACCAAUCAAGCAGUUGGGAGACACACAUACAUAUCAGGAAGCCCCCUGCCCCACACCCUCUAGGUGAUGAGAACCCUCAGGCACUUUUGGUCCAGCUCUACCAUGCAAGUCUUGUGGUGAUUACAGCUUACCAGUCACGACCUAUUUGAGCAGUGCCCGUCAUUGCCACUUUCUCCAGCCUAUCUUGUCCCUAGAACAUAUCUGCCUUCAUAUUAUUGGAGCAUGCUGGCCACUCCUGCAACACAGUUACCAGAAUCCUCAGCCAUUGUAGACUGAGCAAGGCCAAGUAUCGUCCAGCAACUUGCAGAAUCAAUGCUCACUUUGACACCUCCAUGAACCCCGAUGGAAUCUUAUGCAAAUCCAUUCCUGACAUCAUUCAACCCCUCAUCUUAUUCCCCAAGAAUAUCCAGUUAAUCCUGUUAUACUCAAGAAAGCAGCCAUGGAGCCCUCAUGAUCUUUCCUAUUCUGGAAACAUGUCUCAGGUAAUUAGGCAAAUUUAUUUAUGGAUCACAGACUCCCCCAUAUCUUUAUCCAGCUAUCCCAUAAAGCUUUGGGGGUCAAGGAGUAGUAAGAGGGACUAUAUAUACCCCAAGGAAAGGAUGAGGGGUGGGACAAGACUGUCAGUCCCAAUGAUGCUGAAGAAUAUGUAUUACAGAAGCAAGGCCCAGGAAAAUAUGCUAUGAGCAAAGACCAAGUCCAGACCUUUACAGAAGACUUAUUCACAAGGCAAAUGUAAUCAUGAGCUUUAUUACUAUGUGGCACAGCAAUCAGGAAAAACCAAAAGCACCAAUACACGAUAUAGCAACACAGAAAGAUACUGAGCCACACAACGCCAGAGCCAUUCACAAAUGGUAAGCAUAUUCAGUGGCAAAAUCUCAAUGAGAGUACAUGCUCUAAGUGGGGACUGAGGAGCAAAAGUUUAUACCUGAAAGAUGAACUUGGUUGAGAAGAGGUGGUUGGUGCCAGAUAUG